Darwinula stevensoni is the source of this 381-nucleotide messenger RNA. Lineage: Eukaryota; Metazoa; Arthropoda; Ostracoda; Podocopida; Darwinulidae. The record is from the annotation of a GenBank genome assembly.
AUGGAUUUGACUCAGCCGGCGAGCAGCAGGGGGAAGGAGGAGGUGAUCAAAGUGGACCUGCCCCGCCCCGAAGCCAUCGACCCGCAUCAGCGGGUGGUGCAGCUGGAGCGGGCGAUCGUCUACUUGCAGGAGCAACACGCGGCGCUUCUCCGAGGCCUCCAGGACGAAAUCGAGGAGCUGAAGCGAAGAAAUAAAGACUUGCAGACGAGGCUCGUCUUCGCCACGGGAGGCACCGGCUGGGAGGAGAAGCCCAAAGACGCGGAGCGGAUCAAGGAAUUACAGGCGGAACUCGAUAAGAGACAGGGCGAACUGGAAGACGCCACGUCCAGGAACAAUUACCUGCAGAAGCUCAUCAACGACCUCAAGAGGUACUCAUCAUAA